Messenger RNA from Schistosoma guineensis, 3143 nucleotides. Lineage: Eukaryota; Metazoa; Platyhelminthes; Trematoda; Strigeidida; Schistosomatidae. The record is from the annotation of a GenBank genome assembly.
CCAAGACAUAUUUAUUCGGUACUUUAAUUUGUUGCCGAGGUUCAGAUCGUGCUUUGUUGGUUCCCAGCAACUGUUAGCAACCAACUCUAUAUUUACAGUCAUUUAUAACCAAAUGAAUAACUCCUUCAAAGUGGGAGCAACCUCUUGAAUAUCAACAGUGCAAUUCAUCCCGCGAGCAUAUUUCUUAAAAAAGUGGAAUGCUUGCUUCCGGUGCAGGGACUGGAGGUAGUAGUACACCAGAUUCAAAUGAAUUUGUUCGUGGUACUAGUCCCGAAUUUACAGACGAAUUAGGUGAACUUGUUCCAGUACUUGACUCAAUACAUUUAGUUCCAUAUAAAAAAAGUUCCCUAGUUGGUUCCUCCUCUCCUUUUGAUCCUAAAAAAGUUAAAGUUACUGUUCAGCGUCCUGGUGACCAAAAAGCCUAUCAAUGUGGACCACAUCUUAGAAAAACCAAGAAAACAGACUCAGAUGCUAUCAAAGAAAUUAAUCGUUGUCGUGAAGAGAAUACUACACGUUUAGACUUAACUAAAGGUCAAUUACACUUUCUACCACCAUCAAUACGUGAUGUCGCACAUCAUCUAAAAGAACUUUAUCUAUAUUGCAAUAAAUUAGUGAAUUUGCCGAAUGAAAUUGGCACAUUGUUUGCAUUGGAAAUUUUAAUGGUACAAGAGAAUUCAUUAAGUGAUCUACCAGAAACAUUAGCACAAUGUACACAAUUACGUGUAUUAGAUAUAAGACAUAAUAAAUUAUGUGAAAUCCCUCAAGUUGUUUAUAAACUACAUAACUUAACACAUUUAUUUCUACGUUUCAAUCGAAUUCGUGUAGUGGAUGAAGAAAUUAAAUAUUUAACCAAGCUUCAAGUUCUUAGUUUACGAGAGAAUAAAAUCCAUACACUCCCAGCUGAUCCUGGUAUCGGUCAGUUGACCAAUUUGAUUACAUUAGAUGUUUCACAUAAUCAUUUGGAGCAAUUAUCUGAAAAAAUUGGUCAUUGUCAAAAAUUGUGCACAUUAAGCUUACAACAUAAUGAACUACGUUCGCUACCGAAUACAAUUGGUGAUUUAAAAAUGUUAGAAAAUAUUGGCUUGAAAUAUAAUCACUUGGAAUCAUUACCAGAUUCGUUAGCACUUUGUACAAAUCUCUUAGAAUUAAAUAUUGAAGGCAACAAUAUUUGGCAAUUACCGGAGGGACUGCUAACACAUUUGAAAAAAGUUUCCUGUGUGACAUUGUCAAGAAAUUAUUUUAAUAUUUUUCCAUCUGGUGGUCCUCAGCAAUUUACUUCAUUACAAUCUCUCAAUAUGGAGUACAAUCAAAUAACUCGAAUACCGUUUGGUAUAUUUUCACGAGCAUCAAAUUUAACUAAAUUAAAUAUGAAAGAUAAUCAAAUCGGUGCUUUUCCACCGGAUAUUAAAAGUUGGACAAGUCUAGUUGAAUUAAAUGUUGGUACAAAUCAAUUAACAAAGCUUCCAGAUGAUAUAGAAUAUUUAAUUAAUUUGGAAGUAUUAAUUUUGAGUAAUAAUCAAUUAAAACAAAUCCCAGUAACUAUUCGAGAAUUACAAAAACUACAAGUUUUAGACUUGGAAGAAAACCAUUUAGAAAGUUUACCGCCAGAUAUUGGUUAUCUAGGUGAACUUCAAAGAUUGGUGGUCCAAUCGAAUAGGCUGACUAGUUUACCUCGAGAAAUUGGUCGCUUAUAUAAUUUGAUUUAUUUAGCCGUUGGUGAAAAUGAACUACAAAGUAUACCAAAUGAAAUUGGUGAUCUACAUAAAUUGGAAACAUUAUAUUUAAAUAAUAAUUUGAACUUACAUGAUCUUCCAACUGAAUUAGCUAUGUGUUGUAGUCUACAAAUGAUGUCCAUUGAAAAUUGUCCUUUAACUCAAAUUCCUGUUGAAGUUGUAACUGGUGGUCCUUCACUAGUAAUUCAAUAUCUACGUCUACAGGGCUCUUUCAGUCAUAUAUGAAUCGUUAAGCUGUUUCAAAUUAUUUCUUCGUCUUCUCUUUGAAUUCUCGACAUCAUUGAAAUACAAAACAACAGGAAGUACGAGUUUUCUGUUGUUAAUGGAUGAUACAUUGAUUCCAUAUGUCAAUUCAAAUGUGUUUUUGUAUACUUAUAUGCUCAUAAUUAUGCACACAUGUAUGAUAGCACGUUUGUGUACUUCAAUUACUACAGAGCCUUGUGAUUUACCAUUAUUAAACCAAACUUAUUUUUGAAAUAUCUGAUACUGCACAAAAUGUUUAUGUAAAUUACUCAGAAAGGCUAAAAAGCUUCUUUCAUCAUUGUCUAGUUUUCAAUAAUAUUUUGACUUCUGUACAUGUUGAUGAUUUUCUCUGCAUGUAAUCGUUAGCUAACAAAAAGUUUAUGAUUGAUUAUUUGAGAAGUCUUUCGCUUCUGAUUUUUGAUUUAUUUUUGUGAAUAUUUCUCUUGAAGUAGAUCAGUUGAAUAUCGAAAAAUUUUUGUAUAAAAAAAAUCAGAUUUCUUAAUGUGUCAGCGUUUAUGUGUAUUCAUCUUUUCUUUUUCUCUUUAAUUUUCUGUUAGUUAGUAUAUUUCCACCUUCGUAAGUUUUUCACUUAUUAUCUUGUCUCUAAAAUCUAGUCUCAAUGCACAUGCAUUUAAUAUACUCUGUCGAUUGUACUGCUAAGCCAUAAACUUUAAAAUGUAAUUACUUUUGCAUGGCUAUCACACCCUUUAGAACGUUGUAAUGUGACAAAUUAAUAAGAAGAGGAUAUGAACUGUUCCGCGAUAUAUAUAUAUAUAUAUAUAUAUAUAUAUAUAUAUAUAUAUAUAUAUAUAUAUAUAUUCAAUCUCUUCUACUUGCAUAUCCCUAAAUAAAACGAAACAUCAAAAUUCUGUGUAAUUAUUAUUUUUUGUAACUUCAUUUUUUUGUUCGUUUUAACUUUCAGACUAUUUCUAACGGUUUAUCAUUAUCUUCGUGUUUAUUUCUGAUUAUUUAAUUUUUUUGUGACUUAUAAAAGCGCAUCUUUUCUUUGAUUUCUUUAUUCAGCUUCACUCUUUUUGCUUGUUGCUAAUCAGUCAGUUUUUAUAUAUCUGGAUGUUUAUAUCGCUUUUUCUAAGAAUAAUUUGAUAAAAUUGAUUUUAGCUGAAAGACAGAUUAGUGUUUUCUUUACAGAAUUAAAAAUUGUUGAGA